UGGCCCGAGGGCCGCUGCUGGACUCAGCCGGGCAGCCUGCUCGCUGCUGCCAAGCGCCCCGAGAUUGGGCCCUCUCCCACGGGGUGCAGGCUCAAGCUGGGAAAGAGGGGGUGAGGAAGGUUUGCUCUUGGGCCCGUGGCGUUUGUGUCCCCUCUGCCUUCAGCCCGUUGCAGCAGCGUGAGCAUGGAGCCUGCACUCAAGAGUUUGCCCUGGCGUCCCUGUGUGACCGCCACCUCCCCUCAGCCAGCCAGGGUAGGGGUGAACCUGCCCUUUCACAGAUAAGUCCCCCGGAAAUUAACCGAGUAACAAGUUCUGACAUGGUGGGGGCGGUAAGGACCUGUACCUAGAUGUCAUGACUGCAGCCCCACCCCGUGUCCACUUACCUGGGUGCCAGUGACCCUUCCCAUCACUAGGAGGUGAGGUCGGACGAGGGCUGACCCCAGAGGUCUCAGCACUGUUGAGGAGCCCUGUUGGGGCUGCUUGUGCUGUUGAAGUCCUUUGAAGCAGGGACUGUCUGUGCUGUUGCUGGAUGCACGUUAUGUUUUCCUUCCCCUGCCCCUUUUUUGCCCCAGAUAAGGAAUCCUACUUCAUCACAGCGUGAAAGACAAGUCCUUCUCACUUUGGACCCAGCUGUCCUGGCAAACCUGAGGCCAGCGGCCCCCAGCUAUGAUAUGGGGGGUUUUUCUGGAAGAACCAGCUUGCUUCUGUCUGUGGACAAGGCCGUGGGUUGGGAGGACACUCCAGACCACUGCUGUGACGAGAGCUUCCAUUCAGUUCCUGCAGGUGUGCAUACCUUCAGCAGGCCUUGGGGGAAGAUGGCGGCCCUGGGGGACAGUCAGAAGCCCCUUCAUGUCCUGUCCCCCAUCGGUCUCGAGUCACCGGGGACACCUGGAGCCCACCACCACCACGAAGCCCAGCUUCACCUCCACAGUCAUCAACAUGGCUUCCCCAGCUGCAGCCUUGAGGUGCUUUCCCAGCCACCCCAGGAGGAAGAGCUGUCGGGCCUGGAUCUCCAGGAUGUGGAGGAGGUCCAGACUGGCAGAGACACCUGCUGGCCGGAUUCCGAGUCAGGGCCUGCGCAGGCUGUGCCCCCCCACCCACACGGUCCUGAAGACAAGGUGGACCAGGACGGGGGGGUGCUGAGGACCCUUCUGCAGAGCCUUCCCCGUAGACCCAAGUGUGGGGACAGCCUUGGGCCAGAGUCCAGCUUGGAGCAGCCUGCAGGCCAGCCGCCCGGGGCCGGGCCCUGCACCCAGAAGAGAGGCACCUGGCGCCGGCUGCAGGGAGCCUCCGGGACGGGUGGCGGCCUAGCCCGGGCUGCUGAGGACAGCUUCGGUCUGGGUGUGGGCCCCGGGGCCCGGCCGGCCGGCCCGCAGGGCGGGAAGCCGCACAGGUGUGAGGCCUGCGGCAAGAGCUUCAGGUACAACUCGCUGCUGCUGAAGCACCAGCGCGUCCACACCGGCGAGAAGCCCUACGCCUGCCACGAGUGCGGCAAGCGCUUCCGCGGCUGGUCAGGCUUCAUCCAGCACCACCGCAUCCACACGGGCGAGAAGCCCUAUGAGUGCGGCCAGUGCGGCCGCGCCUUCAGUCACAGCUCACACUUCACGCAGCACCUGCGCAUCCACAACGGUGAGAAGCCGUAUGAGUGCGGCGAGUGCGGCCAGGCCUUCAGCCAGAGCUCCAACCUGGUGCGGCACCAGCGGCUGCACACGGGCGAGAAGCCGUACGCCUGCAGCCAGUGCGGCAAGGCCUUCAUCUGGAGCUCCGUGCUCAUCGAGCACCAGCGCAUCCACACGGGCGAGAAGCCCUACGAGUGCCCCGACUGCGGCAAGGCCUUCCGCGGCCGCUCCCACUUCUUCCGGCACCUGCGGACCCACACGGGCGAAAAGCCCUUUGCCUGCGGCGCCUGCGGCAAGGCCUUCGGCCAGAGUUCCCAGCUCAUCCAGCACCAGAGGGUCCACUACCGGGAGUAGCGGGCGCAGGGGCCGUGGCUGAGCCUCGGAGGGACGUGGGGCAGCAGCCUUGGAUGGCGGGGAGGGCUCCUGCCUUCUCACCCUUACUGGCUGGCACAACCAGUAGCACGUGCCAUGUCCUGAAUAAAUUCUUUUCACUUGAUGGAAA
Messenger RNA from Vicugna pacos (alpaca), 2121 nucleotides. The record is from RefSeq and is a predicted model, not a curated record. Lineage: Eukaryota; Metazoa; Chordata; Mammalia; Artiodactyla; Camelidae.